Molecule: messenger RNA, 2163 nt
Organism: Rotaria socialis
Lineage: Eukaryota; Metazoa; Rotifera; Eurotatoria; Philodinida; Philodinidae
Source: the annotation of a GenBank genome assembly
AUGGCGCAAGCAUUUGUGAAGGAAAAUCUAGCGCCGGAAGAGUUAUCACCAAAUCAAUUAUUAAUUGGAUCAAAUGAUAAGAAAAAUAAAGAAAAUAUAACAAUCAUUUGGUUUGAUCUACGCAUUGGAUCCGAUGAAGAUACUGAAACAGUGGAAGAACGAAUUCGUUCCAUCAAUGAUUUUGUCAUUUUCAUCACUGAUCUUGAUGAAUGCGUUAAAUAUAUUAAGUCGGUCGAAAAAGAAAAAAUCUUUUUAAUUACAUCAGAAGCGAAAACGACAGAAAUUUUAGCUCAAAUUUCAUCACUUCCUCAAAUUGAUUCUGUUUUUAUUUUUGGUAGAAAAACAGAUCAAUACGAACAAUUAUUAAGCAAAUGUUCAAAAAUCACUGGAAUCUAUGCUCAAAUUGACGAUUUAUGGCAAUCAAUCAAAGAACAAGUUAAUUUUGUCAAUAGACAAAUUCAAGCAUUUUCGUUUUUUGAUCGACGUGAAAAAUCAACAAAAGAUUUAUCAAAAGAAUCAUCAGAAUUUCUUUGGUUUCAACUUUUUCACUACGCUGUCACACGUAUGCCACGGAACCAACGAGCAAAAGAAGAAAUGGUUCACAUAUGUAAAUAUUAUUAUCGAAGAAAUGAAAAAGAAACCCAAUUUAUUGAAGAAUUCGAAAAAGAAUAUCAACCAAAAGAUGCCAUAUUUUGGUAUACAAAACAGUGCUUUGUUUAUAAAUUAAUUAAUAAAGCAUUGAGAACAGAAGACAUUGGCUUUCUUUAUGUAUUUCGAUUUUAUAUUGGUGAUCUUUUUGAAAGUCUUCGACAAGAACAUGAAAAGAUUUUAUCAUCAGAAGAAAAUAUCCUACAUGUUUAUCGUGGUAUGAAAUUAGACAAAGUAGAAUUUGAAAGACUAAAAGAAAAUCAAGGAAAACUCAUAUCAACAAAUGGAUAUUUAUCCACUAGUAGAAAAAAACCAGUGGCAAUAAAUUUUGCAACGGAACCAACUAAUAGAUUGAAUAUCGUAUGUGUUCUUUUUCAUAUUCAAUGCGAUGUUAAAGAAAUCGAUAAAAGUAUUGUAUUUGCUGAUAUUGCUGAAUAUAGUGAAUUCCCAAAAGAAGCGGAAGUCUUAUUUGAUCUGAAUGCUUGCUUUCUUAUUGAAUCCAUUACAGAACACGAUUCGUUACAAAUCAUUAAAAUGAAACUUUCAAAUGAAGGACAAAAGAUUACGAAACAUUAUCUUGAAAUGGUACAAAAGCAAGCAGAAAAACUCAGUGUUUCGAUUUUAUUUGGAAGAUUGUUAUUGAAUUUAGGGAAAUAUAAUAACUCAUUAAGAUAUUUCGAACAGUUAUUGAAGGAUUCUCAAGAUGAAGAUCGUGCUUGGCUUGAAUUUUAUAUUGGCCGAGCGUAUCAAGGCAAAGGUGAAUUGGACAAAGCUCGACAAUAUUAUGAACUUGCAUACAAUCUAAUGAAAAAAAGUGAUCCACCACGAAUAUUAGACUGUAGUGAUCCUCUCAGUAAGAUUGGCGAUAUUCUUCACGAACGGAAAGACCUCGAUGAAGCUCUCAAAUAUUAUCAACGGGCACUGGAGAUUCGAGAGAAAUUCGAUGCAUCUUGUCUCAUAGAUAUUGCCGCAAAUCUUGGAAAUAUUGGUCUUGUGCUUGACGAAAAACAAAGAAACGAUGAAGCUCUAAAUUAUUAUCAAAGAGCAUUAAAAAUGUACCAGGAAUUCUAUACAUUUGAUCACAAUGAUAUUGCGAAGACUCUCACACGUAUUGGUGGUAUUCUUUAUCGGCAAGUUAAAUACGACGAAGCUCUCGAUUAUUACCAACAAUCAUUGAAAAUUUACGAGAAUCUCUAUCCUUCUGGCCAUAAAAAGAAGGCUGAAAAUCUCAAUUAUAUUGCUGCUAUUUUCUGUCAGAAGAGAAAUUACGAUCAAGCUAUCGAUUAUCAUGAACAAGCAUUGACAUUUUACGCGGAAUUUUAUAAGUGUGAUAAUAUUGAAGUGGCCAGAAAUUUGAAUAAUAUUGGAGCCUGUUAUGAAAAUCAAACUAACCGAAUGAAAGCGCUUGAUUAUUAUCAACGUUCAUUGGCUAUGUAUGAGAAGUUACUUCCCGUUGACCAUCGAAGUCGAAAGUUAGCUGAAAUGAAUAUUCGUAGAGUUACUGAACAAAACUAA